AUGAGGAAGCUGCUUUACAGACACGCCUGUUUUGCACACGUCACUCAAACACAGAACCAGGAAACAGGAAUCACAUGAGUUCAGAGAAACUGAAACUGAAGAGUAGUUUAGCUGUUGUGUGUUUGUGUCUCUGUAUUCAUGCAGUAAAAUGGCAGAAGCCAGAAUUUCUCAGGAUGAGUUCAUGUGUUCAGUGUGUCUGGAUCUCCUGAAGGAUCCAGUGGCCAUUCCCUGUGGACACAGUUACUGUAAGAUCUGUAUUACAGGCUGCUGGGAUCAGGAGGAUCAGAAGAGAGUCUAUAGCUGUCCUCAGUGCAGACAGACCUUCAGUCCAAGACCUGCUUUAGCUAAAAACACCAUUCUGGCUGAAAUGGUGGAGAAACUGAAGAAGAUUAAACUUCCUGCUGACUGUUACGCUGGAGCUGGAGAUGUGCAGUGUGACGUCUGUACUGGAAGAAAACACAAAGCCGUCAAGUCCUGUCUGAUGUGUCUGAACUCUUACUGUCAGAAUCACCUUGAACAACAUGAGAGUUUGUUUAAAGGAAAGAGACACAAUCUGACUGAAGCCACUGGACGACUGCAGGAGAUGAUCUGCCCGAAACACGACAAGAUCCUUGAUGUUUUCUGCCGCACUGAUCAGAAGUGUAUAUGUGUGCUGUGUAUGGAUGAACAUAAUAACCACGACACUGUAUCAGCUGCAGCACAGAGGACAGAGAAACAGCACCAGCUGAAGGAGACGCAGAGGUCGUUCCAGCAGAGGAUCCAGCAGAGAGAGAAAGAUCUUCAGCAGCUGAGAGAGGCUGUGGAGUCUCAUAAGCGCUCUGCACAGACAGCAGUGGAGGACAGUGAGAGGAUCUUCACUGAGCUCAUGCGCUCCAUUGAGAGAAGACACUCUGAGGCCACACAGCGGAUCAGAGAUCAGGAAAAGACUGCAGUGAGUCGAGCUGAAGGACGACUGGAGCGACUGGAGCAGGAGAUCAAUGAUCUGAGGAGGAGAGACGCUGAGCUGGAGCAGCUUUCACACACACAGGAUCACAUCCAUUUCCUGCAGAGUUUCCAGUCUCUCUCAGCUCCUCCUGAAUCUACAGACGUAAAUGACGAUCCCUUCAGUUCUCUCUCCUCUUUUGAUGGAGUGAGAGAAUCUGUCCGUCAGCUGAGAGACAAACUGGAGGAUUUCUGCAAAGAGGAGCUGAAGAAGUUCUCUGACAGAGGUAAAACACUUAUAGAGAAAAAGAACAUACCUACUGCAGAGAAAGUAUUCUUCCUUCAAAAAUAUAAGCCACUCAAUCUGGAUCUGAACACAGUGAAUAAACGCCUCCGUCUGUCUGAGAGGAACAGAGUGAUUACUGGCACUGACACAGUCCAGCUGUAUCCUGAUCAUCCAGACAGAUUUGAUCAUCUUCAGGUGUUGUGUAGAGAGAGUGUGACUGGACGCUGUUACUGGGAGAUUGAGUGGAAUGGGACUGAUGUGCGUAUAUCAGUGUCAUAUAAGAGCAUCAGCAGGAAGGGAUUAAGUAGUGAGUGUUUGUUUGGACGUAAUGAUCAGUCCUGGAGUUUGUUCUGCUCUUCCUCCAGUUACUCAUUCAUGCACAAUAACAUAAAGAUUCAUCUCCCUGUAAAGUCCAUCAUCAGUAGAAUAGGAGUGUAUGUGGAUCACAGUGCAGGAACUCUGUCCCUCUACAGCGUCUCUGGAGACACAAUGAGCCUCAUCCACACAGUCCAGACCACAUUCACUCAACCGCUCUAUCCUGGG
This is a messenger RNA of Megalobrama amblycephala (Wuchang bream), 1750 nucleotides long. Its product is annotated as tripartite motif-containing protein 16-like. Gene Ontology annotation, molecular function: zinc ion binding; protein binding. The annotation marks the transcript as partial. The transcript is spliced from 7 exons. NCBI's taxonomy places the organism in Eukaryota, Metazoa, Chordata, Actinopteri, Cypriniformes, Xenocyprididae. The record is from RefSeq and is a predicted model, not a curated record.